UCAAACCCAAAGCGAAUUUUCGUUCUCUUUUUCGUGACAUCUGCUGCCAGCAAGUCGUAUUUUCGCAAGUUAAAUUGCAAAAAAUCAACCAAAAAUGUCUGAUACCGAAGUUGAAGUCGCUGCCCCCGCCGUUGGAGGAGCCAUGGAUGUCAACACUGCCUUGCAAGAGGUUCUCAAGAAGGCCUUGAUUGCCGACGGUCUCGUACACGGCAUCCAUCAAUCGUGCAAAGCUUUGGACAAACGUCAAGCUGUUUUGUGCAUCCUUGCCGAAAGCUGCGACGAAGCCCAAUACAAGAAAUUGGUGACUGCCCUCUGCAACGAACAUCAAAUUCCGUUGUUGCACGUCGACUCACACAAAAAAUUGGGAGAAUGGUCCGGUUUGUGCAAAAUCGACAAAGAAGGCAAGCCCCGCAAGAUCUGUGGAUGCUCUUGCGUUGUCAUCAAGGACUUUGGAGAGGAAACUCCCGCCUUGGACAUCAUCAAGGAACGUUUGAGACAAUCAUAAAAGGUCUCAAAUCCAAGAAUUCCCUAAAAAUAAAAGGAAAUCUUCUAUAAAAA
Culicoides brevitarsis is the source of this 558-nucleotide messenger RNA. RefSeq names its product small ribosomal subunit protein eS12 (gene RpS12). Gene Ontology annotation, biological process: translation. Gene Ontology annotation, cellular component: ribosome; cytosolic small ribosomal subunit. NCBI's taxonomy places the organism in Eukaryota, Metazoa, Arthropoda, Insecta, Diptera, Ceratopogonidae. The coding region runs from base 95 to 505 and encodes 136 amino acids. The record is from RefSeq and is a predicted model, not a curated record. The transcript is spliced from 4 exons. Gene Ontology annotation, molecular function: structural constituent of ribosome.